Drechmeria coniospora is the source of this 918-nucleotide messenger RNA. RefSeq lists its product as uncharacterized. Lineage: Eukaryota; Fungi; Ascomycota; Sordariomycetes; Hypocreales; Ophiocordycipitaceae. The record is from RefSeq and is a predicted model, not a curated record. Bases 1 to 918 code for a protein of 305 amino acids. The transcript has 2 exons.
AUGGCUAGGCCGACGACGACGACGAAUCCGUCCGUCGACGGGCUUCAACCUGCCAACACCAGGCCCGCGGCGGCGGCGACGAGUGCUCAGCAUUGGGCGCAGUUCUCCGACUUGCCUCACGCCAUCCCAUCCGAGAUCCUCAACACGCGGCCACUGGCGUCGCCGUCGGAUCCUUCUCGGUCGGUCCCACCCCUGCCCGAGGCCUUGGUCGUGGCCCCCGACCUUCCCACGCGCCAGGGCAUCCCGACCGCCACCGCAUCCGCCUCCCCUUUCCCUUCCCGGACACCGACGGCGCAGUCGAGGCAGUCGAACGAGUCCAAAGACACCAAGGCGGGAACGAGCGGGGCCAACGUCGGCGACGGCAUCGCGGCCGGCAGCGAGUCGAGCGAACUAAGCCGUGCGGUCGAUGUCAUCGUCAUCCUGGGCGGCUGUCUCGGCUUCGUCCUUUUGAUCCUCGCCGCUGCCUAUCUCUGCCAUCGCCGACGUCGACAAAAGAAGCGGCGCAUCAUGGACUCCGAGAAAGCGGCUCCGCCGCCAGAGGAAGUGGCGGCAUCGCACCAGACGUGGCCUCGAACGCAAUCGAGCAUCCUCGAUGAUGUCAUGACCGCCGCCUACUCGGACAACCCGAGCCGGCCGUGGCUCGAAGCACGAGCCGUCCCCGAGCCGACGCAGGCCCGUUCGCACCUCCACCCGCAGCCCCCUUCCGACGGCCGUUCUGGGAGGAUGGCAUCUGUCCACCUCGCUCCCGAUCGACUGAGCAUAUACCCCUCCGGUCAGGUCCCUCUCCAUCGGCUCCGCAAGCUGUCGGUGGCAUCGACGGCCAUGACGGACGCCACCGCCUCCUCGUGGCGUACCUGGCAGGUCGAUCAAGGGCAGGCGAGCCGUAAGAAGGGUUGGAAGCAGACCAUCUUCCGCUGA